AUGAAGUUGUCUGCUCUAUUAGCUCUAUCGGCAUCCACCGCCGUCAUGGCCGCUCCUGCUGUGCGCCACAACGAUAACCACCACCAUAACGAUAAGCGUGCCGUGGUUACCGUCACCCAGUUUGUUAACGCGGACGGUGCUGUUGUUAUCCCAGCUGCCUCCACUGGCGCUGCUGCGACUGCCACCGCAGUCGCCUCUAACACUGAGGUUAAGGUCGAGUCUGCCGCUACCACCGCUGCAGGUACCACCACCUUGUCCUCUGCCGCUGCCGCUGCCUCUUCUGCCUCCUCUUCCUCCUCCUCCGUUGGCUCUGCUGACUUCGAAGACGGUACCAUCUCCUGUUCCGAUUUCCCAUCUGCACACGGUGCUCUCUCCUUGGACUGGGUGGGUCUAGGCGGUUGGGCUUCCAUCAUGGACUUGGACGGUAACACUGCCACUUCUUGUCAAGAUGGCUUCUACUGUUCUUACGCCUGCUCCCCAGGCUCUGCCAAGACCCAAUGGCCUUCCGAGCAGCCUACAGACGGUAGAUCCGUUGGUGGGUUGUACUGUAAGAACGGUAAGCUGUACCGUUCCAACACCAACACCAACAGCUUGUGUGAAGAAGGCCAAGGUUCUGCCCAAGCCGUCAACCAAGUCUCCGGGUCCAUCGCUAUUUGCGGUACCGAUUACCCAGGUUCCGAAAAUAUGGUCGUCCCCACUGUCGUUGGCGCCGGUUCCACCGAACCCAUCAACGUCAUCAAGGAAGACUCCUACUACCAAUGGCAAGGCAAGAAGACCUCUGCUCAAUACUACGUCAACAACGCUGGUGUUUCUGUAGAGGACGGUUGUAUCUGGGGUACCGAUGGCYCCGGUGUCGGUAACUGGGCCCCAGUCGUCUUGGGUGCUGGUUACACCAACGGUAUCACUUACUUGUCCAUCAUUCCUAACCCAAACAACAAAGAAGCUCCAAACUUCAACGUCAAGAUCGAAGCCACCUCCGGUUCUACCAUCAACGGUGCUUGUUCUUACGAAAACGGUGUGUACACUGGUUCUGGCUCUGACGGUUGUACCGUUUCUGUCACCUCCGGUUCUGCCAACUUUGUCUUCUACUAA
Saccharomyces eubayanus is the source of this 1092-nucleotide messenger RNA. It is a transcript of the gene UTH1, whose product is annotated as SUN family protein UTH1. Bases 1 to 1092 code for a protein of 363 amino acids. The transcript has a single exon. Lineage: Eukaryota; Fungi; Ascomycota; Saccharomycetes; Saccharomycetales; Saccharomycetaceae. Gene Ontology annotation, biological process: fungal-type cell wall organization. Gene Ontology annotation, cellular component: cell surface; fungal-type cell wall. The record is from RefSeq and is a predicted model, not a curated record.